This is a messenger RNA of Crotalus tigris (Tiger rattlesnake), 689 nucleotides long. Its product is annotated as lachesicidin-like. Gene Ontology annotation, biological process: defense response. The coding region runs from base 1 to 585 and encodes 194 amino acids. Gene Ontology annotation, cellular component: extracellular region. Lineage: Eukaryota; Metazoa; Chordata; Lepidosauria; Squamata; Viperidae. The record is from RefSeq and is a predicted model, not a curated record. The transcript is spliced from 4 exons.
AUGGAGGGCUCCUUCUGGAAGACUUUGCUGGUGCUGGCCGUCUGCGGGACCCCCGCCUCCCUCGCCCACCGGCCCCUGAGCUACGGGGAAGCCCUGGAGCUGGCCGUGAGCAUCUACAACGGCAAGGCGGGCCAGGCGUCCCUCUACCGCCUGCUGGAGGCCGUUCCUCAGCCCGAGUGGGAUCCCAAUUCUGAGGGCAGUCAACAGCUGAACUUCACCCUCAAGGAGACGGUGUGCCAGGUGGAAGAAGAACGUUCCCUGGAGGAAUGCGGCUUCCAAGAAGACGGGGUGGUCCUGGAGUGUACAGGCUACUAUUUCUUUGGGGAGACGCCCCCGGUGGUCGUCCUCUCCUGUGUACCUGUGGGCGGGGUGGAGGAGGAGGAGGAGGAGGAGGAGGAGGAGGAGCCGAAGGCAGAGGCGGAGAACGACGAGGAGGUGGAGAAGGAGAAGGAGGACGAGGAGAAGGACCAGCCCAAACGGGUCAAGCGGUUCACAUUUUACAAGAAAGUCAAGAAAAGCAUGAAGAACCUGCUCAACAAAUUCUUCAAUAAUCUGAAGGUCAUCGGGGUCUCCAUCCCCUUUUAAGGCAGGAUUCCCAGCCAACGCCCUCCGAUCCGAGGAAAAGCCGGCACCGGAAAGGAAUGGCGGAGGCUCUCGGGGGGGGCGAGGGGGGCAGAAUCGUUCCCCAA